Messenger RNA from Penicillium canariense, 201 nucleotides. RefSeq lists its product as uncharacterized. Lineage: Eukaryota; Fungi; Ascomycota; Eurotiomycetes; Eurotiales; Aspergillaceae. The transcript has 2 exons. The coding region runs from base 1 to 201 and encodes 66 amino acids. The record is from RefSeq and is a predicted model, not a curated record.
AUGACCUACAAAGAUCUGACGGGCGCGGCCACACAGGGCUGGAUGAUUGACACCUACAUGACUGACCAGUACUUCAGUGUCAUGGCGUCUGACACCGUCGCCUGGGAAGACUCGCCUAAUAAUGACACGGAAUGGAAUGCUACCCCCGCGGUGAGAUCGGGACCUGGACAGCCUGGCAGUGACGUGCAAAAGGUACAAUAG